AUGGGCAAGAUAAUUUUCUACGAGGACAGGAAUUUCCAGGGUCGCUACUAUGAAUGUAGCAGCGACCGCGCUGACCUGCAAUCCUACUUUAGUCGUUGCAACUCCAUCCGGGUGGAGAGCGGCUGCUGGAUGGUCUAUGAGAGCCCCAACUACAUGGGCUACCAGUACUUCCUGAGAAGGGGCGAGUAUCCUGACUACCACACCUGGAUGGGCUACAGUAAUGGCAUCAGGUCUUGUCGCAUGAUCCCUCAUUAUAGAGGAUCAUACCGCAUGAGAAUUUAUGAACGAGAAAACUUUGCUGGUCAGAUGAUGGAGUGCAUGGAUGACUGUGAGUCUGUUCAGGAUCGCUUCCACUACGCAGAUAUUUACUCCUGCCAUGUGGAUGGGUACUGGAUCAUGUAUGAGCAGCCCCACUACAGAGGACAGCAGUACUUCUUGAGGCCUGGCGAGUACAGGAGAUACACUGACUGGGGAAGCAUCAACCCUAGGAUUGGCUCCUUCAAACGUUUAAUGGAUUUCUGCUGA
Molecule: messenger RNA, 525 nt
Organism: Polypterus senegalus (gray bichir)
Lineage: Eukaryota; Metazoa; Chordata; Cladistia; Polypteriformes; Polypteridae
Product: gamma-crystallin M2-like
Exons: 3
Coding region: 1-525 (174 amino acids)
Biological process (GO): visual perception; lens development in camera-type eye
Molecular function (GO): structural constituent of eye lens
Source: RefSeq, a predicted model, not a curated record